GCAAAAUCGGAGUGAUCGGACUGCCUUCGUUCAAUCCCGAUAGUUCCUAGCCCUGGAUUUACCGUCCGCCUAGCCUUAGAGUUGCCACCCACCUAAAGCCCUAGAUUCCUUCAACUUGCUUCAGAUCCAUGACUUGAGGGGAUGAAUGGCUUGGUGACAAGGCUUCCACGAAGAUCCCUUCACAUGGGAUGAAAGAGGAAGGGACCAAUUUGGAGACGACGGGACAAGGGGUGGGCAUUCGGCACAUCGGAUGUUGAUGGGUUCAAUCAAGCGUUGAUCUCCAUGUUGACUGAUUUGAGCAGUCAUGCGGUAACCGGGGCCUCUCUUCGCAAGUAUGCGGCAGAUAACGUGAUGGGUCCGGAUUUCUUUCUGAGAAUUUACGCACUCAUGCAGUGCACUCCCGAUCUGUCUCAGCAAAAUUGCAGCGAUUGUCUGACAACGGCAACCUCUAGGAUCUCUUCUAACUGCUAUGGGAAGAUCGGAUGCAGAGUUCUGCAACCCAGCUGUAAUUUGAGAUACUAGACCGACCCAUUUUUUGCAGCCGUAGAUAACAUUCCCCAGCAAGGGCCGCCGCCAUCGUCACCUCCGCCAACAGAAGAAUUGUAAAAAAAUGUUAUCAUCUGGACAAAAUUCAGCUACUACAUCUUCUCAACCUUCAAGAGCUAAAACAAAUGCAGCAUGAGAGUAUUGUAUUGAAGUUAUAAAAGGUGGCACACAUGAUAUUGAUGAAGAAGUGCAAGGUGGUGAAGAAGGAUCAUUCCAUAUUGGUAGUUUAAGUGGGGGAACUGGCUUAGAGUUAAUUGGUGAAGAAACUGAUGAUAAUUAUGAUAGUAAAAAGGAUUUUUGUGAACGUGAUUUGGUUUAAUGAAGAUCCUCCUCAGCUAAGGGAUAAACAAUAAAUAAUUUUAAUUUAU
Messenger RNA from Rubroshorea leprosula, 914 nucleotides. The record is from the annotation of a GenBank genome assembly. Lineage: Eukaryota; Viridiplantae; Streptophyta; Magnoliopsida; Malvales; Dipterocarpaceae.